UGAAACCAGGGUUUUAUUAGAGGAUAAAAGCGGCGAAGGAGAGAGUGAAGAGAUCUCUCCAAGACUCGAACAGAAGCGGCGUCCCCGGCGACGGACGGUUCCCGGUAAGUCAUGGUUAAGCAUAACAAUGUUGUGCCCAAUGGGCAUUUCAAAAAGCAUUGGCAGAACUAUGUCAAGACUUGGUUCAACCAACCGGCUCGCAAGACUAGAAGACGCAUUGCUAGGCAGAAGAAGGCUGUAAAGAUAUUCCCUCGGCCUACAGCUGGACCUCUUCGCCCCAUUGUUCAUGGACAAACCCUCAAGUAUAACAUGAAAGUUAGAGCAGGAAGGGGAUUUUCUCUUGAAGAGCUGAAAGCAGCAGGCAUUCCAAAGAAGCUUGCCCCUACCAUUGGCAUUGCAGUUGAUCACCGCCGCAAGAACCGAUCUCUGGAGGGUCUUCAAGCUAAUGUUCAGAGGCUGAAGACUUACAAGGCUAAAUUGGUUGUCUUCCCAAGACGUGCCCGCAAAUUUAAGGCUGGUGAUUCUAGUGCAGAGGAACUGGCAACAGCCACUCAGGUCCAAGGUCCGUACAUGUGCAUUGAGCGUGAGAAGCCAUCUAUUGAGCUGGUGAAGGUUACAGAUGACAUGAAAUCAUUUAAAGCUUAUGCAAAACUGCGUGUUGAACGGAUGAACCAGCGACAAGUUGGUGCAAGGAUGAAGAAGGCUGCAGAGGCCGAGAAAGAAGACAAGAAGUAGUAAGUUGUGACUAGUUAGACUUUGUAACUGUUGACAUAGACCAUCCAAAUUUGAGUUCAUUUCUUAUAGUUUUGUCCUCCUGAUUUACCAUAUCAAACCUCUUGAAAUCAUUUUGGAUGUAUAUCCGCUAUUUUUAUAUCUAUUAUUAGAGCACUCUGGUUAAACUCCUGUUUUGGGGGGAUUGUGUUCUGAGGAGUAGAUUUUCAUGAAAGGAGGUCCUGUUGUUAUGCAGGUUUGGAUGGAA
Messenger RNA from Nelumbo nucifera (sacred lotus), 979 nucleotides. RefSeq names its product large ribosomal subunit protein eL13z-like. Gene Ontology annotation, molecular function: structural constituent of ribosome; RNA binding. Gene Ontology annotation, cellular component: cytosolic large ribosomal subunit; ribosome. The record is from RefSeq and is a predicted model, not a curated record. NCBI's taxonomy places the organism in Eukaryota, Viridiplantae, Streptophyta, Magnoliopsida, Proteales, Nelumbonaceae. Gene Ontology annotation, biological process: translation.